AUGACUCCCGUACGCCAACACUUCUCACCUCCGUUCUCUUAUGGUACAUGUGAUGAGAGUCUCGGUGAUGACUUUAGUUUUGCCGUCCAUUCAACGUUCCAAGAUGCUCUCUUUGAACCACAUGAGACUAUUGAUCCGACGCCGUUUAGUCCUGUCUUUUCAUUAGAUACCGUUCAGUCAAACUAUCGAAUUCCACCGCAACGGCGUCUCAAUCCAGUGUCACCUAUUGUUUCUAUGACAAUGUAUUCGCCUUCACGCUCAGCCAUGCGAUCAACGUUCGCAAAGAAACCGAAACGUGACGUAACUCCAGGUACCCAAGUAGGUCGCUGGACUAAACGAGAACACGAACUUUUCCUCGAAGGAUUACAACGUUUCGGCAAGUCCUGGAAAAAGAUUUCGAGUCUUGUACAUACACGUACGCUUGUACAAAUCCGAACGCACGCUCAAAAGUAUCUUCAGAAACAGUCUCGAGGAGCGAUCAAGAACAAAUCACAAACCAGUAUUUCUUCUCGAGACUUAAUGACGUGCCUGUUAGAUACACACCGUGUCCCCUCGCUUCUAGACAAUACUCGUGUGUCGACUAUCACGAACGAAUACUAUACGAGUCCGACUGCUAUUGAAGACGAUCUGCUUGGAUUUCUGCACCACAACGAGCUUUGGGUGCCUCCUGUUACUCAAGAAACGAGUGUGUUGAGCCAUUCCGCUUCGAUCUCAGCUGCACGUCCUGUCGUAUAUCCUGCGAUUACACCCACGUCGGCUCGAGAAACUCGAACGAUAGGACACCGACCAAAAGCUUCUCAUACGUUUGUAGGGACACAUGUGUGGUUGUAG
This is a messenger RNA of Plasmopara halstedii, 831 nucleotides long. RefSeq names its product protein. The transcript has a single exon. The record is from RefSeq and is a predicted model, not a curated record. Gene Ontology annotation, molecular function: DNA binding. NCBI's taxonomy places the organism in Eukaryota, Oomycota, Peronosporomycetes, Peronosporales, Peronosporaceae. The coding region runs from base 1 to 831 and encodes 276 amino acids.